Zerene cesonia (dogface butterfly) is the source of this 4803-nucleotide messenger RNA. It is a transcript of the gene Lpin, whose product is annotated as phosphatidate phosphatase LPIN2. The transcript has 16 exons. The coding region runs from base 243 to 3191 and encodes 982 amino acids. Gene Ontology annotation, biological process: triglyceride biosynthetic process; positive regulation of transcription by RNA polymerase II; cellular response to insulin stimulus. NCBI's taxonomy places the organism in Eukaryota, Metazoa, Arthropoda, Insecta, Lepidoptera, Pieridae. Gene Ontology annotation, molecular function: phosphatidate phosphatase activity; transcription coactivator activity. Gene Ontology annotation, cellular component: nucleus. The record is from RefSeq and is a predicted model, not a curated record.
GCCAUUCAGCAGUUUGUAAGCGUAUUCGAUACAGAUAACACGUAUCCAUUUUUAUUUUUAAAAUCGUCGUGUGCAUUUGUUUACCAAACCAGUGAAUUAUAAAUCUUUGGAUAAAGACUACACAGUGCAACAUUUUUAGUGUUUUAAGUUUGGUGACAUCGGUUCUUUCAAUUAGAUUUUCCUGUAUGUCAAGAUGGGCUAAUCUGUUCUGAAGUUGAUCGGAUAAAAUAUAUAAGCACUUGAUGGCAAUAAGUGAACAGGAGGCGAAGAAUAAAUCGGCUAUAAUCAUGUACUCUAUGAACUACAUCGGUACGUUCUUCAAGAAGUUCUACAAUGAGAUAAACAGUGCGACGUUGACGGGGGCCAUUGACGUGAUUGUGGUGGAGCAGCCCGAUGGCAGCUUCACUUGUUCCCCGUUCCACGUGCGCUUUGGAAAACUGGGCGUGCUCCGUUCCAGAUUUAAAGUGGUGGACCUCGAGCUCAAUGGAGAGCCCCUCCCGAUUCAUAUGAAGCUGGGUGAAUCUGGUGAGGCGUUCUUUGUGGUGGAAGUCGGUGAAGAUGAGGCCGAAUGCUCGGCUCACUUGGCCACAUCGCCGAUACCGGCGAAUCGAUUCGACGACUUAUAUGAACCACGCCGCAGAAACUCGCUGUCCGCUGUGGAACCCGAUCAUGGACAAGCAUCCGAUUAUACCAAAAGGAGGUACACAGCUGACGGCAAAACGAUGCAGAAACCUGACUUAAGUAAACAUUCAAAGAAAAAUACCAAAGAAGACAAUAACAAAACCGACGAGACGGAAGCAUUAUUUGAGAUGGAUGGUCUCAAUGAAGCCACUGACUGGACAGAUUCCAAACCAAAGACAUUUUCGGCGACGCAGCUCGGUGCCGGCACUGAAGCGAGCCAAACCGUGUUAAAAAUUAGCGAGAACAAUGACUUUAGACCUAUCGACAUCAUACCGACUAGCCAAGAAGAUACGAAACCGAAUGGAAACGGAAAGAAAAAGAAGAAAACGCGUAAAGUUAGCUCUAAGAAAAAGCAUCAAAGGAAGUCUUCUACCAGCUCGAUUUCAAGCCAGUCUGAAGUCACCGGCUCGGAGCUACGCGCCUCGCAGCCUACCGCCAUUCCAAAUACCACCGAUAUUAAUUUCUUUAGCGACUCCGAAGCUGCUGCUCUCAAUGAAGAGAUGUCAAAUUUGAAGCUGAAUGGUGAAAACCGCAUACCAUUGGCGUUGUCUGAUACAGCGUUCGAGGUGCACGCUGCCUCCAGACAUACGAAAGGAUCCCGUCACGGCACGCCGGUACAAUCUGACACGGAGGUUGAACUGGCGCGCACCACAUCCGGCGAUAAGUCGUCCCAGUCUUGGCGUUGGGGUGAACUUCCGGAACCACCGAUCCGUGGGACCCAAGUAGCGGAGACUCCAGAAACGCCGGCCUCUCCAGCAUCACCAGUAGAACCGGCUUCUCCCACGGAACCCCUCAGUUCUGAUGAGGAAAGGCACGGCCGUCGCGGAGUUCUCAGUGGAAUGUUCCGAUUCAUAUCCUCGAGGGAAGCGACUGAGCCUGGAGUGGAAGGCGUCUACCUGGACGAUCUGGACAAGGGACAAGUCGAUCCGGAUAUUUAUUUCCCAAAACAUCACGCGGGCCGGUACAGAACCGGCGCAACAGGCGCGCCGUGCCCCACAGAGGAGGAGUACGAGUCCGGCAACGGCCCGUCGCUGCCGCAGUCGCCCGCCUCGCCCGCCUCGCUCGAACCGGCCGCGCUCGACUCCGACGACGACGAGAAACUGCUUGCCAAGGGCUGCGUGGAGGUGUACGCGCGCGAGGGCGCGGUGUCGCACGCGCUGUCGUACGAGGAGUUCUGCGCGGCGGGCGGGCGGCUCGCGGCCGAGGGCCGGCUCGAGGUGCGCGUGGCCGGCCGCCGCCUGCCCUGGCGCAGCGCCGGCCCGCUGCUGCUCUCGCUGCUCGCCUACCGCCGCCCGCUACCCGCGCGUGUGAUGGAGUCACUGGAGAAGGACGACAAGGAGGCGGCGGAGUCGCAGCGCGCCGACGCGGCCAAGCCCAGGUCCUACUCGUGGUGGUACUGGAGGAGGUCCACGUCGGACUCGAAAAGAACUGACCCAUCACCCAAAGACGAGUUAAAGAAUGCGUCCCUGCCCCCAUUGAAGAUAGAACCUACAGGACACGAUCAAGUGGACCAUUUCACUGGUGUGAAAAUCGAAGAGAACAACCUAGAAGAAACCAAUAUUGUUGAGGAAAUACAACCCGAUGAUUUAAUUGAGAGCAGCGGUAACCAAGAACUGUUGGAUGACAAAACUAUGUUUAAUGAAGGUGAUCGUCUCGAACAGAGCUCGUCAGAUUCCGAUCAAGAUACACAGCAGAAGGGCUCUCGGCGACCUUCCACAUUCCGCAAGACGCUGCGACUCACGUCUGAACAAAUUAAAAAGCUAAACCUGCGCGAGGGCAUGAACGAGAUGGUGUUCAGCGUGACGACCGCGUACCAGGGCACGACGCGCUGCAAGUGCAACGUGUUCCGCUGGCGCUACGACCACAAGAUCGUCAUAUCCGACAUCGACGGCACCAUCACCAAGUCUGACGUACUAGGACACAUUUUCCCCUUGGUCGGAAAGGAUUGGGCGCAAUCCGGUGUUGCUCAACUGUUCACGAAAAUCAAAAACAAUGGUUACCAGCUGCUGUACUUAUCAGCGCGAGCUAUUGGGCAAGCUGGGGUGACCCGAGAAUACCUCCGCUCCAUAAAGCAGGGCGAGGUGUGUCUGCCGGACGGGCCGUUGCUGCUCAACCCCACGUCGUUGCUGCGCGCCUUCCAUAGAGAAGUCAUCGAGAAGAAACCGGAAGAGUUCAAGAUUCAAUGCUUGGCUGAUAUAAAAGCGCUCUUCCCGACUGGCUCCAACCCCUUUUAUGCGGGGUAUGGGAAUAGAGUUAAUGACGUGUGGGCGUACCAAGCUGUCGGCAUUCCCAUAGUGAGGAUAUUCACAAUCAACUACAAGGGCGAACUCAAGCAUGAACUGACGCAGACAUUCCAAUCCACGUACUCGCACAUGACUGUGCUAGUGGACCAAGUGUUCCCGCCGGUGCUGUGCGAGCCGAGCGACGAGUUCUCGCAGGCGGUGUACUGGCGCGAGCCGCUGCCCGACGUCUUACUACCCGCAAUUACAACAACUCCCACCAAAACAUAAAAUAUAUAAACCAACCACUAUAUAACACGGAUUUGUGCAAUAUUGGAAUUGCCAAGCGCGAUUUUGCAUCUCAUUUUGAAAUGAUUCAGUUGGUACGGUUUAGUUGUAACGUUCUGUAACUCAUUUUGUAUGCGGAAGGUACAAAAUAAGUGUUUGUGUAAGGUCUAAUAUUGUUUGUUAAAGACAAAUAUCAUUUAUUUGUGAGAAGCUCUUACAGUACAAUUAAUAAUUAUUACAAAUGUGUCAUUUAAUAUAAUUGGAUUAACGAUAUACCGGGUGAAAUAGAAAAAGUAGAAUUAAAGACAUUUGGCGAUAUAACAAUUCAAGGCUAUAGAUUAAUUAGUGAUGUACAUAUUCAGGCGUAAAAAAAUUGUUUGAGGGUGUGCGUUAUGCCUGAUGUUACUUAUUAAUGUAAAAUGAUAAACUCAAUACAUACCAAACAUAAACUCAGCUUUUUCUGUAGAAAUAUAUAUUUAGUUCCUAUUACGAAAUUUAAAAAGUUGAUAUAAUUAAACUUGUAGGAUUUCAACUACUAGUUUUACAGUGGCUUUUUUAGAAAUUUUGAAUUAAAUUAACACAGAAGUGUACCAGAAUAGGUUGUUUACGAUUUGAUGAUAGAAAUAAAACACUUUUAAUUAUUGCAAAAUAACUCAUUACCUUAUCUAAUAUCCAUAGUUCCUAAAUAGACCUUGGGCUAUAUUGGACUCUGGAAAUACAACAGAAAGACAACUUUAUUUUAGGUUUAUUUUUCCACGAGCAUACUUGGAUAAAUACUGAUUAUAAUAAUCGAAAAGCGCCGGCGCUUUUGUAAUUCCAAAUGACAUUUUUAAUAGACGUAGAAUUCUAUCAUUCAUAGCUGAUUAUUCUUAAUAGCAGGCUGUGAUAUAAGGGCGAUCUCGGCUUGAAUGUCACUCAGUUAGGAUCGCUUCAAACUACUACUCGUACUAUUAAUAUUACGCUAUAUUUAGUUAAACGAGGUUAUUUAAUUUAAAUACAUUCUAAAUGGAUAGACUUUUGUGUAAUGUACCAUGCAUGUAACGUAAUACGUAGUUUUACAAAUAGUUGAAUAGAAAUGUAUUCUUGUGGCGUAUUAAAUCGUUAAUAGUUAUAAUUCGAGCACCGCGUUUUAGCUUUAUAAGCGGAUAAACGCAAAUAUCGCGUAGAUGUUCCAUGUUUAGAAACUUUUCAAAUCAAUUAAUGUCGUCACAUUGUGUGUAUGUUACAAUUAAAAUUUUAAUAACAUUUUGUAGGAUGAGCGUGUAGCUAACAGUCAUGAUAUGCAUCUCAAAGACUGUCACAUAGUCGCUAUGAAAUUGUUAUGUUUUGCUGGGUGUAUGAGCUGUGAUGUCGUCAGAUGAUGAAGCAAUGCUUUACUUUUGUACUGUGAUUACCUAUUUAUAUAUAAGUUAUGUUUAAUGUAACACAAGUUCACAUUUCAAAUUUGUCCCACUCAGGCAAAGCCAUUGAUGAUUUUAUUUUUGUAAUUCAAUUGAUUUUUGUUAGAAUACUGCUAUUUUUUGUAAAGAUUUAAGUUAGUUUGAUAUUGUAUGUAUAGAAAACGAAUGGACACCUGUUUUAUGUAUUAUUUUUCUAUUAUCUUUAAUUUAUUUUU